CGAUCAGUCGGUGCGCGCCGCGCCGGCCGCGCCGGCCGCGCCAAGCGGUGUGCGCGACGUGGCGUUGUGUGCUUUACAAACGUGACGUUUUCAUUCAUUCGAUCGACAUAACAUGGCGUUUACUUUGUGGACACUUUAUGAGGCAACCUUAUUGUGGUUAAACGCCGUUUGCGUUUUAAAUGAGGAUAGGUUUCUCGCUAAAGUCGGUUGGGCAUCGUGGCAAAAUGUCCAAGGCUUCGGCGAACCACCUUCGAUAAAACUGCAAUUAUUAAAUCUAAUCAAAUCGAUACGAACGGUGAUGCGAGUACCACUGAUAUUCCUGAAUAUCAUAACUAUUACAGUGAAACUGAUACUUGGAUGAGAAAGUCUGAUAGAGGAUGUAAAUAAAAGAACGGAUUGCUACUGUGAAAUCAAAAGAUUACUGUAAAUAACUGGUAAAUUAAAUUCCAUUAUUUUUAUCUUUGUAAGAAAAA
Molecule: messenger RNA, 473 nt
Organism: Ceratina calcarata
Lineage: Eukaryota; Metazoa; Arthropoda; Insecta; Hymenoptera; Apidae
Product: immediate early response 3-interacting protein 1
Exons: 3
Coding region: 113-361 (82 amino acids)
Biological process (GO): endoplasmic reticulum to Golgi vesicle-mediated transport
Cellular component (GO): COPII-coated ER to Golgi transport vesicle; Golgi membrane; endoplasmic reticulum membrane
Source: RefSeq, a predicted model, not a curated record